AUGGAAUACGACGAGAUAUCUCACGGCCAUCGUGGCCAACCGGAGAAUACCACGGCCCCGAUUGCUCCGACCGAAGACACUCCCAAUCGCGAUGAGGAGAAGAUGCAGCCCACCGAGGACUUCGGCGAGAGAGAUAUCAAGGUCGGAUAUAUGAACGAGGCAGACCGCCAUGUCUAUGAGAGCGGUAUUCAGAAGUUCAGCCGUCUUGGAUGGAAGCGACUUACCGUCGUCCUCAUUGUCGAGGCUAUUGCGCUGGGAAGUUUGUCCAUUCCUUCCUCAUUCGCCACCCUCGGAAUGGUGGCUGGCGUUAUUCUUACUGUUGGCCUCGGAAUUGUCGCCAUCUAUACCAGUUACAUUAUCGGCAAAGUUAAACUGGCAUUCCCUGAGGUUGCUCAUUAUGCCGAUGCGGGUCGUUUGAUGGGUGCACGUCUGGGAUGUCCUCGGUUCGGGUUUGAGCUUGUGAACGGGAUGCUGGCUAUCCAAUUGCUCUUCCUUACCGGAUCUCACUGUCUUACUGGAACUAUCGCCUUCCGAAACAUCACAAGUAGCGAAAUCUGCUCAGUGAUUUUCGGUGUGGUGUCUGCGAUUAUUCUCCUUCUCCUCGCCAUCCCUCCUAGUUUCACCGAGAUGGCUGUCCUAGGUUAUAUUGACUUUGCCUCCAUCAUUCUCGCUAUUGGUAUCACGAUUAUCGCUACUGGAAUUGAAUCGAGUAACGAAGUCGGUGGUCUUGCAGCUGUUGAUUGGUCUGCGUGGCCGAAAGAGGGUAUCACUUUCUCUGAGGCCUUUGUUUCCGUGUCGAACAUUGUCUUCGCGUACAGCUUUGCGCUCUGCCAAUUCUCCUUCAUGGACGAAAUGCACACACCCCGCGACUAUGUGAAGUCAAUCUGGGCUCUGGGUCUGAUUGAGAUUUUUAUUUACACCCUUACAGGCGCUCUCAUCUACGCCUUCGUUGGCCAGGAUGUUGGAAGCCCUGCCCUUCUCUCUGCUGGCAAUCUGGUUAGCCGUAUUGCUUUCGGAGUUGCUUUGCCUGUUAUCUUUAUUUCUGGCUCGAUCAAUACCGUUGUUUUUGGACGUCUUGUCCACGGCCGUAUUUUCGCCAACUCUCCUAUCCGGUUCAUCAACACCAAGACUGGCUGGUUGACCUGGUUGGCUGUUAUCACUGUUGGUACCAUCCUUGCAUUCAUCAUUGCCGAGGUGAUUCCCUUCUUCAACGAUUUGCUUUCCAUCUCUUCGUCGCUGUUUAUCUCUGGAUUUACCUUCUACUUCCCUCCAAUGAUGUGGUUCUUGCUUCUCAAGGAGGGCAGCUGGCGCGAGCCUAAGAACCUCGUCACCAGCAUGGUCAACCUUGCCGUCUUCCUAAUCGGUAUGGUCAUUUUGGUUGGAGGAACUUACUCCAGUAUUGAUGAUAUUAUGAACAAGUACAAGGCCGGUACCGUUCACGGUGUUUUCACCUGCGGUUCCCCAGAAUAA
Molecule: messenger RNA, 1470 nt
Organism: Penicillium waksmanii
Lineage: Eukaryota; Fungi; Ascomycota; Eurotiomycetes; Eurotiales; Aspergillaceae
Exons: 2
Coding region: 1-1470 (489 amino acids)
Biological process (GO): amino acid transmembrane transport
Cellular component (GO): vacuolar membrane
Molecular function (GO): amino acid transmembrane transporter activity
Source: RefSeq, a predicted model, not a curated record